CAGCGAGAGGGUGAAACGGUGGCCCAGUUCGUGACAAGGUUAAGACAAGUUGUGAAAGAUUGUGAUUACGGUGAUCAGGCGGAUAAUCAAAUUCGAGAUCAAGUUGUUCAGCGGUGUACGUCCCAUGAUUUAAGGCGGAAAUUGCUUGAGAAAGGUGACACUUUAACCCUAGAAGUUCUACUUAAAACUGCUGCGUCCUUUGAGGCUGUGCAAGCUCAGCUGGAGAGUAUGAAGAGUAGAGGCGUUACUGUGAAUCAAGUUCAUGACUCAAGCGAAAGCAGGCAUUAUCAUAAAGGGAAGAAGACAUCGGGCGAGCCUGGAAACAAAACAUGUUAUCGAUGCGGCAACACAGGACAUUUUGGACGAGACCCUGAAUGCCCCGCGAAAGGAAAAACCUGCAGGUCAUGUGGUGGUGCUGAUCAUUUUUCUUCGCAAUGCAGAAGCAAGAAGAGUAAACGUAGAGGCGAUAAGAAGCCAGAAGAGAAGAGGAAAGUGAGAUAUAUGCAGGGAGAAAAUGAUGACGAGGAAGAUGAGUAUGCGUUCACUGUAAAAUCAGUGUCACAGCCGGAAAAAGUUCAGGUAAUUGUGGGCGGUUGUGUUGUGAAAAUGGUGAUUGAUUCAGGGGCGAGCACUAACAUUGUAGACAAAGGUCUAUGGAAUGACCUAAAGCAGCAGAAGAUUGUCUGUGUAUCCAAGAAAUGUGACAAGAAGCUUUACGCGUAUGGAAGCAAGGAGCCAUUGAAAGUUUUGGGAACAUUUUCAGCGCUAACGAAAGUAGCUGAGAGCGAGGUUCAAGCUGAAUUUGUUGUCAUCGAUGGUGAAGGAGAAGCACUACUUGGAAGAGAAACUGCGUUGUAA
Porites lobata is the source of this 858-nucleotide messenger RNA. NCBI's taxonomy places the organism in Eukaryota, Metazoa, Cnidaria, Anthozoa, Scleractinia, Poritidae. The record is from the annotation of a GenBank genome assembly.